This is a messenger RNA of Rotaria socialis, 324 nucleotides long. The record is from the annotation of a GenBank genome assembly. Lineage: Eukaryota; Metazoa; Rotifera; Eurotatoria; Philodinida; Philodinidae.
AUGUUGCGCAUACCACGAAAUAUUUUAAUUCAACAAACUACACGCAUCCUUAAUUGUCCACGAUUUUUAUCAACGGACCCAACAGCUGGUUCAAUCAAUGCCGCUCAUGAUAAAUUCGCAGAACGUGAGCAAGCUUUUGAAAAUGCUUAUUUUCGCAAACAAGACGAAGAACUUUUAAAAAAAUUACGCCGACAGUACGACUCAUUGGAAAUGAAAUCUAAUGAGAUUGAACGUGAACAAAAAUGGAUUGAAGAAGAAAUUCAACGAUUGGAGAAACAACGUGAAAAGUUGAUGAAAGUAUCCUUUAAAUCAGUGAGACAAUGA